CUCUGAGCAACAGCAGCAUGUCGUAUGACGAUUCUCUCUCUCAUUAUUCCCAAUACAAUCUAAGCACAUAGACACGCAUGCAGACUCAAGCUUGUGCACCCACUCACUGGCUCUGCCAUGUCUGUUGGCCCCCUCACUGCCAACAACAAGUCCUAUCCAUCUUGCCAACUCCUGCCAGGAGCCAGACUCAGACAGGGUGGCUUACUUGGAUGCAAACUUGGCUACUAAGAGCCUUCACUUGUGCACAAGCCAUGCUGGGGUUUGGAUUAUCUGGGGAGGAGCUCCCCAGCCUGAGCUCAUAGUAAAGGGAACCAGAAGGGGAUCGUUUACCAAGUGGAUUUUGAUGGCACAGGGCUGUCUGCCUUUCAUUAUGGGCUCCUGUAUCUCCAAAGAGUUCUUCUUCAGUGGCCAUAAGGAGUUCCACAUAUCAAAUAACAACACUAAACCUACAAGCCCUCCUGUGCCUGCAGACAUCCCCCCUCCGCCAGCAGACACAGUGCCUACUGAAACCCCUGAGGAAGAGGAGGAAGAAGAUGAGGAAGAUAUGGGAACGAAAUGCUUCAAGACACCUAACGGCUUCACCUGUGAUUCGAAGGCUAAUUCCAGCAGUUAUGAUAUCACAGAGUUGGCAACUUCCUCAUUGAUUGGCCUGGUACAAACGAUUAAAGAUCAUAUCACGAAGCCAACAGCGAUGGCACGGGGACGUGUUGCGCACCUUAUUGAGUGGAAAGGCUGGACCGCCCCCCAGACCAGCUGGGAUCCCUCCCUCACUGACGAGGAACAUUAUUCUGACCUCACUGAUGAGCUGAAAGAAGCACGUUUUGCUGCAGGAGUUGCAGAACAAUUUGCAAUCACGGAAGCCACACUAAGUGCAUGGUCAUCCCUGGACGAUGAAGAAAUGCAGUAUGGGUUGGGCUCACAGGAAGUCCGGCAGCUUCAAGACCUGGAGAGUCUCUACUUGCAGGGGAGACUCCUCAGCUACACACAUGGGGCCUGUGGCUCGGAUCUAGGGGGUAGUCUCCCAGGGCUUUCUUAUUCCUCAGCUGUGUCCUUAUCUGCUGUCCCCCAACAGCAGCAGCUACCUGUGGAGACAUGGGAUGUGACACAAGUCCCCUAUUUACAACCAGCUUUCCAGUGCCCUCUUCCCAAUGGGGCCAGGAGCAGUAGUUCAGAUAAUUCCAAAGCACCAGCAGCAGGGGAGGGAGAGAUUGCUCCUGAAUCCUGUAAACUCCGUCUCAACAGCUCACUGCACUAUGUGGACAGCAGCUCUCUAUCUGAAGAUGAGGUCUUCUACAACUAGAGAGCAAGAACCAGACAAUAAACUCUCAAACUGUCUCAAGUACUGAGAGCCCAAGUCAACACACUAACAGUUACUUACUAGCCACUGGCCAUCCAAGGCGAGAAAAUGGUCACUAUUUAUCCUGCCUGGUUCUGACGUACAACGUGAGUCACUUCCUUACCAGAAGAAAUGUUUCUGUUGUAUGUAACUGUGAAGCUGUGUUGGAUUGCUCAGCCCAAAACUGACAAAAUAUUAAUCUACUAAGCACUAUGAAUGUACCAUGCACAAAGUGAAUAAGUUAUUUGUUUGUGGAGUUCAAUGUAUGCUGGAUAUCUGAGCCCCAGUUAGAAAAAUCCUUUCUAGUAAUCCCCAAACCAAUGUACUAUAAGACUUGUAAAAAAUUGACCACGGAUGCCGUGAAAUUAUGAAAGUAAAAUAAGAGAGACAUAUCUAUUUCAUGCACUAUACAGUCAUCAGCAUUUAUAUGGGAAUGUCAUAUACUCUGCUAACAAAUUAAAUCAGCAAUACUUUUCUUAAAUAUUUAAAAGGACUAGGCCUCAUCAUAAAAAAUUAUUUUGUGCAAAGUCCUUAUUUUAUGGAAAUGUUGCAGAUUUAAUUGUGGAAUUGAACAUGAAGGUAAGGGAGGCGUUAUUUUAUGCGCGGAUUGUCUGGAGAACAUGCUUGUACUGUGUCUGUUAUGUAACAAUUUGUAGUGAAUCUGUUGGCUUAUAUAAGUCACACACGCUAAACCACUGAUGGGCAAUAAAUAUCACUUAUAGA
Molecule: messenger RNA, 2059 nt
Organism: Bombina bombina (fire-bellied toad)
Lineage: Eukaryota; Metazoa; Chordata; Amphibia; Anura; Bombinatoridae
Gene: FAM131C
Product: family with sequence similarity 131 member C
Exons: 6
Coding region: 344-1300 (318 amino acids)
Source: RefSeq, a predicted model, not a curated record